Molecule: messenger RNA, 2380 nt
Organism: Hyla sarda
Lineage: Eukaryota; Metazoa; Chordata; Amphibia; Anura; Hylidae
Gene: GFI1B
Product: growth factor independent 1B transcriptional repressor
Exons: 7
Coding region: 371-1363 (330 amino acids)
Biological process (GO): regulation of transcription by RNA polymerase II
Cellular component (GO): nucleus
Molecular function (GO): DNA-binding transcription factor activity, RNA polymerase II-specific; RNA polymerase II cis-regulatory region sequence-specific DNA binding
Source: RefSeq, a predicted model, not a curated record
CACCAGAGGGAUCACACUCAUCAUCCCGACUACACCUCCUGCCAGGUAAUCCCGACAGUGCAACACCAGAGGGAUCACACUCAUCAUCCCGACUACACCUCCUGCCAGGUAAUCCCGACAGUGGGACACCAGAGGGAUCACACUCAUCAUCCCGACUACACGUCCUGCCAGGUAAUCCUGACAGUGCAACACCAGAGGGAUCACACUCAUCAUCCCGACUACACUGCCUGCCAGGUAAUCCUGACAGUGCGACACCAGAGGGAUCACACUCAUCAUCCCGACUACACCUCCUGCCAGGUAAUCCUGACAGUGCGACACCAGAGGGAUCACACUCAUCAUCCCGACUACACCUCCUGCCAGGUAACAGGAAAUGCCGAGGUCUUUUUUGGUGAAAACGAAGAAAACUCACAGUUACCAUCAACAUCGCUACUCAGAAGAUGCCGGACCACCCGAGGAGGAGCCCUUCACCGCAUUACAUCAUGAUCCCCCAGACAGCGCGCUGAAAGAAUACGCUCCGGAGUAUCUGGGCAGGGGCGCGCACAUUCGUUCUGAAGACCACUCGGAGAGACCCCUUUACUUGAGUCGAGUCUCCUCUGCCUCCUCAGGCUCAGGGAUCCCUUUGUCGCUGCUCCCCAUUAAGUUGUACCCGUCUAUCCCCAUCUCCGCCUUCUACAAGCAGAACCUCUCCUGGGAGCCCCUGCGUUCAGCCUACAGCUUCAAACAGGUCCCGUCCCAUGUGCACCCCUCCAUGUUGCCGAGUUCUGUGGGGUUAUACGGCGGCCCCCCUGCAGCUGCGGAGCAGGACUAUGAUCACCCCAUAAACUACAGCCUGGGGUUCUCUUCUUCUAUGGACAAUUACCAUUGUGUCAAGUGCAGUAAGGUUUUCUCCACAUCUCAUGGAUUGGAGGUUCACGUCCGGAGAUCCCACAGCGGUACCCGACCCUUCGUCUGUGAUACUUGUGGGAAAUCCUUCGGUCAUUCGGUCAGUCUGGAGCAGCAUCUUAAUGUUCAUUCACAGGAAAGAAGCUUCGAGUGCAAGAUGUGCGGCAAAACGUUUAAGCGAUCGUCCACAUUGUCCACCCACCUCCUCAUCCACUCAGACACACGACCCUAUCCGUGUCAGUUCUGUGGAAAGCGUUUCCAUCAAAAGUCUGACAUGAAGAAACAUACGUACAUCCACACUGGAGAGAAGCCGCACAAGUGCCAGGUUUGUGGAAAAGCUUUCAGUCAGAGCUCAAACCUCAUCACGCACAGCCGCAAGCACACAGGUUUCAAGCCGUUUACAUGUGACCUGUGUGGCAAAGGUUUCCAGCGCAAAGUAGACCUACGGAGACACAAGGAAAACCAACAUGGACUAAAAUGACCAAGCAGGGGUUAAUAGGGAGACCUUGCCAUUCUUAUAUGGGCAUUGGUGUCAGUGAGGAUCAUCAGUCCCAGUUUGUUACAUGGCUGCGACACAUAGACGACGUCCUUUUUCUUGGUACAAGGAAUAAUUUUCCAAGCCUUGGCGGUUGUCUAGUGGUGGGUGCCUCCACCGACUGAUGACUCUAGUGGUGGGUGCCUCCACCGACUGAUGACUCUAUUGGUGGGUGCCUCAACUGACUGAUGACUCUAUUGGUGGGUGCCUCAACUGACUGAUGACUCUAGUGGUGGGUGCCUCCACCAACUGAUGACUCCAGUGGUGGGUGCCUCCACCGACUGAUGACUCUAUUGGUGGGUGCCUCCACCGACUGAUGACUCUAUUGGUGGGUGCCUCCACCGACUGAUGACUCUAAUGGUGGGUGCCUCCACCGACUGAUGACUCUAAUGGUGGGUGCCUCCACCGACUGAUGACUCUAGUGGUUGGUGCCUCCACCGACUCAUGACUCUAUUGGUGGGUGCCUCCACCGACUGAUGACUCUAGUGGUGGGUGCCUCCACCGACUGAUGACUCUAGUGGUGGGUGCCUCCACCGACUGAUGACUCUAGUGGUGGGUGCCUCCACCGACUGAUGACUCUAAUGGUGGGUGCCUCCACCGACUGACCCACCUAUUAUCCUAUUAUACGCCUAUUAUAUCCUAUAUAUAUCUCUUGUAUCACUGACGGAAGAUGGCUUUCAGGGAAAAACUGGUUUCUAAACUGGAAGUUGUUGUUUGGUUUGCUUGGUUUUUGUUUUUGUUUUUUUGUUUUUAUUUCAAACAUUAUUUAUUUCGGAAAAUUAGAUAUUUUUUUAGUUUAACAAAGAUUUUACAGAGUUUUUACAAAGAUGUACGGCCAUGUUUAAGUUUUUACUGUUUUUAUUUUAUUUGUAUUUUUUUAUGCUUAACUUCACGGGUUUAAGAUAUUCUUACAAUAAUUAUGUAUUAUAAAUGUGACCAUGUAUUACUACCUGAAAUAAAACU